AUGUCUGACAAGACGAGGCAGUCCUCUGGCGGCCGGUCUUUAUUCUCACGAAGUAAGCACAAAGACAAGCGCUUGACCGAAGAAUCGAGAUACCCCGCAGACGAUGCCGCCAGUUUUCGCUCCUCGCGCCACAAACGAGAGUCGUCUGCCAUCUCGCUCGAUCGCCCAGAAUCUUCUGAUGGCGGUAUCAACCAGAUGGCGGGCGUAAUUACGUCGAUACCCUACGAUGCCGUUGGAGGUGGAUCACGCUCUCCCAUACCCGUCGAGUAUCUGCCCAAGGGCGAGCAGAUGCCAGUGCGCCGUGAACCUCUUCCGCACCACCUAAACAAAAAUGGCCUGGACUUUCACCAAUACCCGAGCUGGGAUGGAACGUCGGCACAGUCUGGUGCUCAUUCCCCAGGGCGACAACCUCUUGGAUAUGGAUAUGGCAAUGUUACUAUGGCUUCAACGGGCCGUCAGACCCAAUAUCAGCAAUGGGGUCCGCCCAGGGGCAGCUCUUCCCACUCGAAUAAUCCUCCCAACCCUCGAUACGACUCAUAUAUGUCUUCUAAUGCUCGGGGCUCGGCUGAUAAUCUGAGCAUUCAGUCAGGUAGUACAAGUUUCAUUGAUGGAAGGAUACCACGCUCACCAAACGUAGCUAUGCCCAGUGCCUCUUCCCAAAGCUCUUAUGCUGCUUCUCAGCACUCGAACCGCGAUUCUCACCGGUUUACCAAAUUUCCGUCUGGCCCCCCUCCAGGACAAAGCGAUCCACAGGGUGGUUUCUACUUCCCCAAACCAGACGACGAUAAUGUGGUCGAGCAGAUGUUCCUCCAACUGAUGCAGAAGCGAGGAUGGCACAAUCUCCCCGAGCAGGCCAGGAGACAGAUGAUGGCCUACCCCGCCCAGAAGAAGUGGACGCUGAUCUAUCAGGAUCGACUUACUGAAUGGCAAGGCGAGCAGAAGCGCCGGCAGACAGCACGCCCGAACCAGUAUACCGCGACUCCCGAUAUCACGACGUACUCCGACGAAGAAGGCACUCCUGAAUGGUAUGUGCGGCGAGUUAUGGAGGAUCGCCUUGACACGAAAGGUAUGGGAAGUUUGGAAGUCAAUUUGCGAACACAACAGAUUGGUUGGGUCAAGAGAUUCGUCGAGUGUCAGGGACAGGUCGCUCUGAUGACCUUGCUGCUUAAGAUCAACCGCAGGACAGCACAGGGGCCAGUCCAGGAUAACACCCGUAUCGACAAGAAUCUCGAUCGCGAAUAUGAUAUUAUCAAAUGUGUAAAGGCGCUUAUGAACAACAAAUUCGGCGCCGACGAUGCCUUGAUUCACCAAAAGGUCAUGGUGGCCCUUGCUAGCUCUCUUAUAUCUCCUCGCCUCACCACACGGAAGCUUGUCAGCGAGAUCAUAACCUUCCUAUGCACCUGGGGAGAGAAUGCCGAAGGUCAUCUGAAGGUCAUUCAGGCGCUGGACGAGGUCAAGACCGCAUCUGGAGAAAAUGGCCGAUUCGAUGCUUGGAUGCGUUUGGUGGAGGUCACCAUUGAUGGUAGGGGCAAGAUGGGAAGUUUGGUCGGUGCCAGCGAAGAAUUGAGGACUGGAGGUAUCGGAAUGGAGAACUUGCUUAUGGAAUACGCCGUUGCGACUCUCAUGCUCGUCAACAUGAUUAUCGAUUCGCCCGAGAGAGAUUUGGAGAUGAGGAUACACAUUCGAGCCCAGUUUACAGCAUGUGGUAUCAAGCGAAUCUUGACGAAGAUGGAGGAGUUCCAAUACGAACUCUUGGACAAACAGAUUGAACGGUUCAGAACAAACGAGGCCAUUGACUAUGAGGAUAUGCUUGAGAGGGAGAAUAGCAGUAUCAAAGACGACGUCGAAGGCGAGGUCAAGGAUCUGACUGAUCCCGUUCAAAUUGCCGAUGCCAUUCAGCAGCGCCUCCAUGGCACCAAGACCAACGACUACUUCAUUUCGGCUCUACAGCAUCUUAUGCUCAUCCGAGCAAAUGAUGGCGAGGAGCGCCUACGCAUGUUCCAGUUGGUCGAUUCCAUGCUUAGCUACGUUGCUAUGGACCGGCGACUGCCGAACAUGGAUCUCAAGCAGAGUCUCAACUUCACGGUCCAAAGUCUCCUUGACAAAUUGCAUACGGACUCAGAAGCCAGGCAAGCCCAGGAUGAGGCUCUUGAAUCGCGACAAAUCGCUGAGGCCGCAAUGGCUGAGCGUGAUGAGAUGAAGGCUCAGCUUGAGCUGGGUGCUGAUGGACUGGUUGCCAAAUUACAAAAGCAACUGGACGAACAAUCUCGAUUCAUUGAUGCUCAAAGAAGACAGGCAGACGGACUCAAAGCUGAAUUGGACAGUAUGCAGACUAUGAGAGCCAAGGAAGCCCAGCGAUACGAGUUGGAAACAAGAGAGCUAUACCUGAUGCUUCGAGAUGCACAGGACGUAGCUGCUUCCAAGGCUAUCAAAAGCGCUGCUGCUGCUAGCGCCAGCGCCAGCGCCAGCAGCAAGGUGGCUGGCCCUGAAGACCCUGCUCGUAUGCAGGGUAUCCUGGAUCGCGAACGCCUCAUGGAGCGGUUACAGAUGCAGAUUGAGCGGCAGAAGACACAAUACAAGCUCGAGGGACGUGUUUGGGGAGAUGCUGUUGGGCCUUCAGACCGUCUUCGAGCCCUGCGCGAGGAGAUGGACGACAGGCCUGGAACACCUCCUGGUGGUGGUACGCCUCCUCGGGACUUCACCAACAGCGUUCUGGGCAGCAUCCACCGCAAUACCAAGAUUCCACGCAAGCCCCUUAAGAGACGUUCUGAUGGUGAGGUGAUCGAUGAGGACGACGAGACUGAGGGCGAGGACGGUGUCAUCUUCGAGAAGCCCAGAAUCGUCGAGAUGAAGCGACCUACGAUAGACCCCAAGCAGCAAGCUGGCUUGCUUGGUGAGAUUGGUUCCAAGGUCAAGAAGUUCGAUGCCAGUGAUUCUGAAGAUGACACCACCGGUCCUUCUCACCCUAGUAUGGAGACUUCAUCACCCAUCACUCCACCAGGUGACAGCGAAACUCCCAAAAUCGAAGUCACUGGUGCUGCUCCUCCGCCUCCGCCGCCACCUCCACCUCCUC
Fusarium tjaetaba is the source of this 3073-nucleotide messenger RNA. RefSeq lists its product as uncharacterized. The annotation marks the transcript as partial. Gene Ontology annotation, biological process: barbed-end actin filament capping; mitotic actomyosin contractile ring assembly; actin filament bundle assembly. NCBI's taxonomy places the organism in Eukaryota, Fungi, Ascomycota, Sordariomycetes, Hypocreales, Nectriaceae. The record is from RefSeq and is a predicted model, not a curated record. Gene Ontology annotation, cellular component: cell division site; mating projection tip. The transcript has a single exon. Gene Ontology annotation, molecular function: small GTPase binding; actin binding.